UCGCCCAAAUUUUGUUGAUGUUUGAUUUGAGGCGGUUUCGUUUCCGAUUUUGGCCCUAAUCCCGUCUGCUUUUUUGUGUAUUUGUUGUCUGUCAGCGUCUUAACAGCUGUCUUUAGUCAUCACGACUCUUUUCUCUAUCUGCUGCAAUAAUGUCUUCAGAUGAAGAUGACUACAUGUCUGCUGCUUUCAUCGUUGACAGCCCAGCUAAAGAUAUUAGACCAGGUCUUCUUCACAAUCGUGACCAGCAACGUUCACAUGACAUCUACAAGAGAAAACAAGCCCAAGAUGCUGUGACCAGAGAACAACAGCGUCCAGUUAGAGUUAUAGAAGCUCAGCGCAGAGAGGAGGGACUACAGGAGGCAAUAGGAGCUGACAACAAAGGUUUUGCUCUCCUUCAAAAAAUGGGUUACAAACCUGGUUCGGGGAUUGGAAAAUCAGGAACAGGUAGUGUGGAUCCAAUUCCCUUGAACUUGAAAACAGACAGAAAGGGACUAGGAAGGGCAGCUGCUAUUGAGGAGCUGAAAGAAUCAAAGCGCCUCUUCAGAGCCAAGAGGCAAGGAUCAGCCAAAUGUGAAGAAGUCACUGUUGACCAGUUCAGGGCGAGAAUGAAACAAAAGUCAGACCAACGACUUACUGACAUAGAUCUCUUCAAAAGUCAAAAAGCAUGCCAUCAACUUGAUACAGAGGCGGGCUUUACUGAACCUGCUGAGUCUUGGUUUUGGCCAAGGUUCAAAAGUUCAGACAAAAAAACUGAAGAUGAUUCUAACGGAGAUCAAAAUGAAGAGGCUUCAAGUAAUCCUCAACCCACUAAUCAGGAAGAAUCCAUACCAACAUCUAGCCAUGACAAUAGUGAUUCUGAGGAGGAGGAUGAUGAGUUUGAGGCAUCAGAAAAGUUAGAAAUGUUAACCAAGUAUCUUCGAUGUACUUACAAUUAUUGUUCAUGGUGCUGUGUUAAAUUUGAUGAUGAGAAAGAUAUGCAGAAUGAAUGCCCUGGUCCAACAAGAGAUGAUCAUUAGCUUACUAGAUAGCUAAAUCCUUUGUUAUUCCCCAGUAGCUUUCUCAUUCCCAAUUAGCUGGUCAUAAAUUCAAAAUAGGAAAAUAAGUGUUUAAAGUGCACAGCUUUCUCUUCCGCUCCCCCCACUGUAAAUAAAAAGGUACUUAGAGUCAUA
Messenger RNA from Frankliniella occidentalis (western flower thrips), 1169 nucleotides. RefSeq names its product G patch domain-containing protein 11. The record is from RefSeq and is a predicted model, not a curated record. Gene Ontology annotation, cellular component: kinetochore. Gene Ontology annotation, molecular function: nucleic acid binding. Bases 150 to 1016 code for a protein of 288 amino acids. The transcript is spliced from 5 exons. Lineage: Eukaryota; Metazoa; Arthropoda; Insecta; Thysanoptera; Thripidae.